Messenger RNA from Chanos chanos (milkfish), 4947 nucleotides. It is a transcript of the gene iqgap3, whose product is annotated as IQ motif containing GTPase activating protein 3. The transcript is spliced from 38 exons. Gene Ontology annotation, molecular function: GTPase activator activity; calmodulin binding; actin filament binding. Gene Ontology annotation, biological process: regulation of GTPase activity; mitotic actomyosin contractile ring assembly actin filament organization. The record is from RefSeq and is a predicted model, not a curated record. NCBI's taxonomy places the organism in Eukaryota, Metazoa, Chordata, Actinopteri, Gonorynchiformes, Chanidae. Bases 1 to 4947 code for a protein of 1648 amino acids. Gene Ontology annotation, cellular component: cell cortex.
AUGGGGGAAUCGGAGGACCAUCCACGGUCUGGCUAUGAGCGCUUGACUGCGGAGGAAAUGGAUGAACAGCGCAUUCAGAAUGUGGCCUAUCAGUACCUGUGUCGCCUAGAAGAGGCCAAGAGGUGGAUGGAGGCUUGUCUUAAUGAGGAACUUCCUGCUCCAACAGAGCUGGAAGAGUACCUGAGAAAUGGGGUCCUUCUGGCAAAGCUGGGUCACUGCUUCUCGCCUAAAACAGUUCCACUGAAGAAGAUCUAUGAUCUCGACCAGGAGCGUUACAAGGCAAGCGGGCUGCAGUUUCGCCACACAGAUAACAUCAAUCACUGGAGGAAUGCUAUGGCGGAGGUUGGAUUGCCUGCGAUCUUCUAUCCUGAGACCACAGACAUCUAUGACAAGAAGAACAUGCCGCGUGCUGUGUACUGUAUUCAUGCUCUCAGCCUCUACCUGUUUCGCUUGGGUCUUGCUCCUCAGAUCCAUGACUUGUGUGGCAAAGUUAAGUUUACAGAGGAAGAAAUUAACAACAUGAAACGAGAACUGGAUAAAUAUGGCAUUCAGAUGCCUGCGUUUAGCAAGAUUGGUGGGAUCUUGGCCAAUGAGAUGUCUGUGGAUGAGGCUGCUGUGCAUGCAGCCGUCAUUGCCAUUAAUGAGGCAGUGGAGCGGGGCUGUGUGGCAGGCACUGCUCAGGCCCUGAGGAACCCCAAUGCCAUGCUCACCAACCUACAGGACCAACUGAUGCCCGUGUACCAGGAGAUGCUGAGACAGGCUCGCAUGGAGAAAGCAGCUCGUGCGUACAGCAAGAUUAAUGGUUCAGAAGAGAAAGAUAUCUAUGAAGAAUACCUGACCCAGAGUGAAAUACAGGACAAUAUCAACAGGGUGAAUGUGCGCGCGGCAGUGGAGCAGGUGGAUGAGGCUUUGGAGUGUGGGGAUGCACUGACUCUAACCUCUGCACUGCAAAACCCCUGUCUUGCCCUCCGGGGCCUGCUGAGAGACAAUGGCCCCUGGUACCUGGAGCAACUGGGCGCUGACCGUGAACGGAAAGCUCUGGACCUUGGCUCAGUGGAACCACUUGACCGUGAUGAGCUGCAGGAUGGUAUUACAGUGGCAAACGAAGAGGCCCAGCGAUCAGAAACAACGCAACAGGCAGUGGUUAAAAUCAACGAGGCCUUGAGGCGAGGGGAGCCCAGACAGACUGUGCGCGCCCUAAUGAAUCCAGAUGCUCAGCUGCCCGAUGUCUUCCCCUUUGCCGCUGAACUGUACCAGAGGGAACUUUCCCAGCUGCAGCAGCAGUGCCCAGAGGGGGCGCUGCAGCAGGAGGAGCUGUACGUUGCCGUGGAGAUGCUGUCAGCCGUAGCUCUGAUUAAUCAGGCAGUGGAAGCUAAGGAUAUUGGGGCAUUCUGUGCUACACUCGUUAGCCCUGCUGCAGGACUGACUGAUAUUGAUGAUAGUCUGUUUCAAAGAUAUUUUGAAGAACUUUGUGACCUGAAGAGGAAGGCAGGCAGAGCUUUGCUGACAUGGAACGAGCUACAAGCUGGACUUAAUGCUGUCAACAUGGCAGCACAGGACGAACAAGACCAAAUACUCACUAUUGGGCUGAUCAACCAGGCGUUGUGUCGUGGUGAUCCAGACAAAACUGUGGCUGCAUUGAUGCUGCCCUCUAGUGGUCUGACUGAAGUUCACCCACAGAACGCCAGACGUUACCAUGACGUCCUGACUCGUGUAAAGAAGCACAAGGCAGAGAUGAGUCGCGAUCCUGGAGCGGAACUGUGGUUGGCUGAAAUUCAGGAGGGGGUGCGACUGGCUAAUAAAGACACGCAGAGAGCAAUGAAGAUGUCUCUUGGUUUGGCUGCAGUAAACCAGGCCGUGAAACAGAAAAAGGCGUUCCAGACCUUGCGAGUCCUGCAGCUGCCGGAGGUGGCUCUGCGGAGUGUGGUGGUGGACUGUGCAGAGGGGUAUCAGAGCGAGCUCUCAGCUCUGCUCAGUGCUAAGGCUAUGGGAGGUGAUAACAAGAGUCCCUGGGUGAAGACUAAGAUCCAGGAUGGUGGUUCCUAUUACUUUCACCUGCAGAAACUGGAGGGAACAUGGGAGAGGCCUAAGGGCUUUGUCCAAAACAGCACAUUCCUGGGUCAUGAGGAGAUCCAGGCGGUGUUGAACAGCGUGACUGCUGCUCACAGUAGGGAGGUGCAGUGGAAAGCAUACGAGCCCAUGGUGCUGCAGCUCCAGGCCAGAGCCCGAGGCUUUCUCCUCAGACAGAAACUUGGGGCUCGACUCCACUUUCUCAAUACCCAACUGCCUGCUAUUAUCACCAUCCAGUCUCACUGGAGGAGAUUUAGACAGCAGAGAGCCUACAGGCAAAGACUGCAGUAUCUGUAUCAAAACUGGAGGGCUGUGGUCAAGAUCCAAGCCACUGCAAAGAUGUGGUUAGCCCGUCGGAAAUAUCGUGCUCGUCUCCGAUACUUCAGGCGAAAUGUUUGGGCCGUCAUAAAAAUUCAGGCUUUUUUCAGAGCUAAUAGAGCUCGUGAGGAAUACAGAAUGCUAGUGCACUCCAGCAACCCUCCUCUGUCUGUGGUACGUAAGUUUGCUCACUUGCUGGAAAUGGGGGACAAUGACAUCCGUCAGGAGGCGGAGCUGCUGCGUCUGAGGGAGGAGGUGGUGCGCACCAUCCGUGCCAACCGUCAGUUGGAGGCCGACCUGGACCUGAUGGACCUGAAGAUCGGCCUGCUGGUCCGGAACCGUGUGACUCUGCAGGAGGUGGUGUCUCACUGUAAGAAGCUGACCAAGAAGAACAAGGAGCAGCUGUCAGACAUGAUGGAUGUGGAUAAACACAAAGGGCUAAAGUCUUUGAGCAAAGACAAACGGGAGAAACUGGAAGCCUAUCAGCACCUCUUCUAUUUGCUGCAGACUCAGCCGUCGUACCUGGCCCAGCUUAUCUUCCUCAUGCCACAGAACAAAAGCACACGUUUUAUGGAAACAGUCAUCUUCACCCUCUUUAACUACGGCUCAGACCGCAGAGAGGCCUACCUGCUCCUGCAGCUCUUCACUGCAGCCCUGCGUCAUGAGAUCAAGCUGAAAGUGGACCAGCCUCAAGAGGUGGUGACGGGGAAUCCAACUGUCAUAAAGAUGUUGGUGAGUUUCUACCGUCAUGCCAGGGGCCAGAACGCACUGAAAGACAUCUUGGGCCCUGCUAUUCGAGAAGUGCUUCAGGAACGGACUCUGAGCAUCCGUACGGAUCCAGUGGAGAUCUACAAGAGCUGGAUCAACCAGACAGAGUCCCAGACCGGCCACAAGAGCUCUCUUCCUUAUGAGGUGAGUGCAGAGCAGGCCAUGAGUCAUCCCGAGGUGCAGCGACGUCUGGACAUCGCCAUCACAAACCUGAAGACUCUGACUGACCGCAUUCUCAACGCCAUCACCAGCAACCUGCAUAAGCUGCCGUAUGGGAUGCGCUACACUGCCAAAGUCCUGCGGGAUGCCCUUCAGGAGAAGUUCCCUCAGGCUGGUGAAGAGGAGCUUUACAAGAUUGUUGGGAACCUGGUGUACUAUCGCUACAUGAACCCAGCGGUGGUGGCACCUGACGGUUUUGAUGUGGUGGAGUUUGGUGUGGGUGCCGCCCUGCUGCCAGACCAGCGACGUACCCUGGGCUCUAUUGCCAGAAUCCUGCAGCACAGUGCUGCCCACAAACACUUCCAUGGCGACAGUGCCCAUCUCCAUGCCCUCAACGACUACAUCACCCAAACCAAUGCCAAGUUCAGGAAGUUUUUGCGUGCUGCCUGUGACGUUCCUGAGCCAGAGGAACGCUUUAACAUGGAUGAAUACUCUGAGAUGGUCAUCCUCAACAAGCCUGUCAUCUACAUCUCCAUCAGUGAACUUAUCAACACACACAAGCUUUUGUUGGAGCAUCAGGACUCCCUUUGUUCGGAUCAGUCAGACCCCCUCUUUGUGCUGCUCAAGGACCUGGGUGAAGCACCAAGCAUCCAGGAACUCGUUGGAGGAGGGGUUUUUAACUCUGGAGACUGCAAUCUAGAGCAGACAUUGGCUCACUACAGUAAAAUGGAGAUGUCCUUGACCCUCACCAGCAAGUUUGACGUCUUCAGAAACAUUGACGACAGGCCAGAUGCCAGAGGCAUUCUUCUCAGCACCAAACAACUGAUCAUUGAUGUGAUUCGGACCCAACCUGGGGACACACUGAGCGAGGUUCUUAGGUCCUCUGUCUCUCGGGAUCAGGAAGCACAGCAUGGCUGGAUGAUGCAUCUGCGAGCUCAGCGAGACGCUCGCACCCCGGAGAAGAUGAAGAGGAAUCAGUCCCUCAUUGCAGAUGGCAAUCUGUCCCUGGAGGAGAAGAAACGUAAGAUACAGCGUAGCCUGAGAAGACUGGAAGCUCUGGGGGUGUUGACCCCACCUGACUCGGAGACUCAGAUCCUCCAGCUCAUUGCCAAGGACAUUCGCCACCAACGCCUGUAUCGUCAGCGCAGGCAGGCAGAGCUGGUGAAACUCAGGCAAACGCUUCACAGUCUACACUGCAAGAGCUCGUUCCAUAGUGAACAGGUGGACUACUACAGCCAAUACAUCACCACUUGCCUGGAGAACCUCACAGCCAAGAACGGCAAAGUCAAUGGGAAGAAAACCACAGACAAUAAGGGAAAGAAGACCAAGCAGCCAACGCUCACCUACACAGCUGCUCGCCUGCAUGAGAAGGGAGUCCUUCUCGAGAUUGAGGAUCUUCCUGUCACACAGUUUAAAAACGUGAUCUUUGACAUCGUACCCAGUGAGGAAGGGGGCGCGUUCCAGGUGAAGGCUCGCUUCAUGGGCGUAGACAUGGAACGUUUUCCUCUAAAAUAUCAGGACCUGCUCCAGCUUCAGUACGAGGGUGUUGCCGUGAUGAAGAUGUUUGACAAAGCUAAAGUCAAUGUCAAUCUGCUCAUCUUCCUUCUCAACAAGAAGUUCUUCAAGAAGUGA